UAUGGGACUGGUGAAGAAGGUAUUUGGCCACAGGGGAUCGCCGUCUGUCUACUGGGCAGAUGUGACAGAGCCAUGGCUUUGAGGUGGUAGCACCUUCCCACUCCAGUCUGAAUUAGCCACUGUCUGGGCACUUCUCAUCACCUAACCCACUGAAUCCACUGGGGAGGAAGGAGGAAGCACUGAGUACCUGGACCAGAGCUGGGUCAGAGCAUCUCUGCCAAGUUCCCAGGGAGCAUUCUCUGGCCUGGCAGUGCCAAGGAGACCUCUCAGGGUUUGGCAUUCUCACACCCACCUCUUCCAGGCAGCGGCUCUAACUACACCAGACAGGUACACCAUCCCAGACAGCUAUGCCUCUUCUGUCCAGCAUCAUGGGCCUUGCAGGCCUUCUCCUCUGGACAGGCCACACAGUGGGGGCCUUAAAGAUGCCCAACACCACACUGGUCCAGGGCCAACCCAAGAACAUAGCCGUGUGGCCCCUGUCUGGCCUGGGGGUGCCCCGGCACCGCCGGAAGCGCCAUAUCUCUGCUCGGGACAUGAGUGCCUUGCUGGAUUAUCACAACCACAUCCGGGCCAGCGUACACCCACCUGCUGCCAACAUGGAGUAUAUGGUUUGGGAUGAGCAGCUGGCCAGGUCUGCUGAAGCCUGGGCCACCCAGUGCAUCUGGGCCCAUGGACCCUCCCAGCUGAUGAAGUACGUGGGCCAGAACCUGUCUAUCCAUUCCGGCCGGUACCGUUCUGUGGUAGAUCUUGUGAAGUCUUGGUCUGAGGAAAAGCGGCAUUACUCAUUCCCGGCUCCAAAGGAUUGUACCCCGCACUGUCCUUGGCUCUGCAGUGGUCCUGUCUGCUCCCACUACACCCAGAUGGUGUGGGCAUCCUCCAGUCGGCUGGGCUGCGCUGUUCACACCUGCAGCAGCAUCAAUGUGUGGGGCAGCACCUGGCAACAGGCCGUGUACCUGGUCUGCAACUACGCCAUCAAGGGCAACUGGAUCGGGGAGGCGCCCUACAAGACCGGGAAGCCAUGUUCUGCCUGUCCCCCCAGUUACCAAGGCAACUGCAGCAGCAACAUGUGCUUUUCUGGGCUCAAAUCCAACAGGCUCCCGUGGGUCUGAGCUGUCCCAGUGCUACGGCGUCCCGGGCUGGGCCUGACCCUGGAAAGACUCCUCCCCAAAGCCAAAAGGGAGAACAGGAGUUGGGGAGGCCCUACAGUUCUUAUAAAUUCCUUUUCUUAAAUGUUCAGUAUAUAUCAAAGGAGCUUUCUCUCCCUUCCUUAGAAACAUCUUUUUUUCUCUCUGAUAUCUGAGGAGACAUGCAUUUCUCUUAGUUUUCUUCUUUCUUUCUUUCUUUCUUUCUUUUUUUCUUUCUGGUUUUGGUUUUCAAGACAGGGUUUCUCUGUAUAGACCAGGCAGGCCUUGAACUCAGAGUUCUGCCUGCCUCUGCCUCCAGAGUGUUGGGAUUAAAGGCUU
Messenger RNA from Meriones unguiculatus (Mongolian gerbil), 1463 nucleotides. It is a transcript of the gene R3hdml, whose product is annotated as R3H domain containing like. NCBI's taxonomy places the organism in Eukaryota, Metazoa, Chordata, Mammalia, Rodentia, Muridae. The coding region runs from base 348 to 1109 and encodes 253 amino acids. The transcript is spliced from 5 exons. The record is from RefSeq and is a predicted model, not a curated record.